This is a messenger RNA of Osmerus eperlanus (European smelt), 756 nucleotides long. RefSeq names its product collagen alpha-2(IV) chain-like. Gene Ontology annotation, biological process: extracellular matrix organization. Lineage: Eukaryota; Metazoa; Chordata; Actinopteri; Osmeriformes; Osmeridae. Gene Ontology annotation, molecular function: extracellular matrix structural constituent conferring tensile strength. Gene Ontology annotation, cellular component: collagen trimer. The record is from RefSeq and is a predicted model, not a curated record.
AUGGUAGCCUUGGUCUGUACUGCACAGCAGGAGAGCCAGGGGAACCAAGGCAAGAUGGGGACCAAGGUCCACCAGGGGGUAGAGGGGUCCCAGGUUACAAAGGUAGUGCUGGUACCUCCUAGUACCUGGAGGGCUAGGAAAAAAGCUCACACACAGGACCUUGGCCAGGCAGGCUCCAGCAUGCGCCUGUUCAGCACCAUGCCCUUUUCCUACUGCAACAUGGGCACCUGUGACUAUGUCAGCCGCAACGACAAGUCCUACUGGCUUCCCACUACGGCAGCUGUGCCCAUGAUGCCUGUGGCUGGCGAAGAGAUAAAGGAGCACAUCAGCUGCUGUGUGGUGUGUGAAGUGACCUCCCUGGCUGUAGCUACACACAGUCAGGACACCAGCACACCCCAGUGCCCCCCCAAAUGGAGGAGUCUGUGGAUGAGGUACUCCUUCCUGCUGCACACAGGCGCUCAUGAUGAGGGGGAUGGGCAGUCUCUGACAUCAUCAAGAAGCUUCCUCCAAGACUUUCGUGCCCAGCCUUUCGUGGAGUGCCAGGGCCAUGGCACGUGCCACUACUUUGCUAACGUCUACAGUUUCUGGCUGACGCGUGUGAACAGGAGCGGACAGUUCAGCUCCUCCUCACAGGCCAUGCUCAAGGAUGAGAGGCAGCAGCGCCUGAAUGUGGGGCGUUGCAAUGUCGCAUGAAGGAGUAGUCCAGUCCUUCUUGGUCGGGUGCCUUCAACAAGGUCUGCCUCCAGCAAACUUCUU